This is a messenger RNA of Parnassius apollo (apollo), 354 nucleotides long. The record is from the annotation of a GenBank genome assembly. Lineage: Eukaryota; Metazoa; Arthropoda; Insecta; Lepidoptera; Papilionidae.
AUGCACAGCUUGGAGGUGUGCACAGCCGACGAUGGAGGGCGCUGUGAAACUAAUGUCGACUUAGCAAACGAACUAAAAUUAAUACGCGAGCAGUUGACUACUAUUGCCCGCGAAAUGGUAUCUUUUCGCCAGGAAAUCACUAACAUUAAUUCUAAUGUUAGUGAAAUAAGUAACAGGGUUAGCGACGUCGAGAAAAGGAUCGCAUGUCUUAAGCAGCAGGCAACGGACUUGCCGAGUCAACCCGGAGCGUCGAAGGUCGAAGAUAGCAUAGCGGAGUUAAAGUGUCGACUUAUGGGUACACACAAACGUAGUCCGGCGAUAACUCCACUGUUUGAUGGUGUACGUUCAAAAUAA